This is a messenger RNA of Ciona intestinalis (vase tunicate), 858 nucleotides long. Lineage: Eukaryota; Metazoa; Chordata; Ascidiacea; Phlebobranchia; Cionidae. The record is from RefSeq and is a predicted model, not a curated record.
ACUUUUGAUUUUCUUUAUAAGCAGGCCAGGUUUUGAGGACACAGUUUUAUUGAAUAAACUUCAACUAAAUUGAAUAACAAUGUUCUUGAAGAAAUACGGCCUUGUCGUUUGUUGCUGGUUGUUGGUGAUCAAUGUGGCAGCCGACCUUAAUAUACCAUUUGGGUUAAAACAAAGCGAAUAUUGCAAACUCUGCAAAGUAACUUGUGACGGCAUUGGUCGUUUCAAACGUGAGGGAAAUAAAGUUUCAAACCUGGAUCAAGUUUGUUCAAAGAAAUAUCUACUUUUGGAAGGUGUAGAAAUGACCAAAGCUAGAAAAGUGUGCGAACACAUACUUGAGGAAUACGACGACGAAAUGGAGAGUAAAGUCUUCACUACAAGUGACAUUGCAUUCAGAUCAUGGUUGUGCAACGAGAGGUCUUAUGCAUGCAUCGGGUUGAGGAAAGACGAGCUUGAUAUAACGGCUAAGAAACCGAUUGAAUUGAAGGCAGACGAGUUGACAGAGGACGAAUUGGUUGAUCUUCUAAUGAAAGACAACAAAGGCAGAGUCAUGUCUCCACGUUAUAACAAUAAAGAGGAAUUGUGAAAGAAUUAGGCAUCUGGAUAUUUCCACUGUAGGGUGGGGGAAGAUGGGACACCUUUAUAAAUUUUAUUUUCCUAUUUAAUAGAAAACAAAAACAUUCAAAUAAUCAUAAACCCGUAUCCCAACGUCUCCCAAAAACCAUUGUUACUUGUUCAAAACAUGAUCCGAGUAUUUAAAUAUUAUAUGCUAAGGUAUCCCGUCUUCUCCCACGGUUCUUCUACUGUAAACUUUAUUGUAAUAUUUUGUAGAACAAAUAAUAAAGAGAUUUAUAUUUUGCA